Messenger RNA from Acomys russatus (golden spiny mouse), 2204 nucleotides. RefSeq names its product SAM and HD domain containing deoxynucleoside triphosphate triphosphohydrolase 1 (gene Samhd1). Gene Ontology annotation, biological process: regulation of innate immune response; defense response to virus; dGTP catabolic process. The record is from RefSeq and is a predicted model, not a curated record. Gene Ontology annotation, cellular component: nucleus. Gene Ontology annotation, molecular function: protein binding; dGTPase activity. Bases 83 to 2053 code for a protein of 656 amino acids. NCBI's taxonomy places the organism in Eukaryota, Metazoa, Chordata, Mammalia, Rodentia, Muridae. The transcript is spliced from 16 exons.
GGCCGGGCGCUAGCGGCCCAGGGAGGCCAAGCUCCUAGGGCAGCUGUCCAGCGCGCCUGCGCAGUAGGCCCGGAGGCUGGCAAUGCUAAAUGGACUCGCCCUCAGGGCUGUGGCGUCAGUGCGACUGCGCGCGAGCCCGGUGCCGCGGUGCUUGACUUCGCCGCGCCGGGUGCUUGAGGUAGCCAUGCGGAGAGCAGAUCCCGAGCAACCUGCUAAGCGGCCCCGCCGCGAUGGCAGCCCAAGGACACCGCCGAGCUCCCCUCCUGCAGCGGCGACCACGUCUCCGAACUCUGGCUUGGAGAACACGGACAUCCGAACCUGGGAGCCGGAGGACGUGUGCUCCUUCUUGGAGAGACACGGCUUCCGAGAGAAGAGAGUGCUGGACAUCUUCAGAGAAAAUAAAGUCACUGGUUCAGUUCUGCCCUUUUUGGAUGAGAAACUUCUUGAAAAUCUGGGAGUAAGUUCCUUGGGGGAGAGGAAGAUGAUGGUUGAAUGUUUCAAAACCCUGCGUCAAUCUCACAUUGAUCUAAUGAAGGUAUUUAAUGAUCCUAUUCACGGCCAUGUUGAGUUCCACCCUCUGCUCAUCCGAAUCAUCGACACACCUCAGUUCCAACGGCUCCGAUACAUCAAGCAGCUGGGAGGCGGCUACUAUGUUUUCCCCGGAGCGUCCCACAAUCGCUUCGAACACAGUCUCGGGGUGGGGUACCUAGCAGGCUGCCUGGUUCGAGCACUCGCCGAGAAGCAGCCAGAGCUGCAGAUCAGUGAGCGAGAUAUGCUCUGCGUUCAGAUCGCGGGGCUCUGCCAUGACCUUGGUCAUGGGCCAUUUUCUCAUAUGUUUGAUGGAAGAUUUAUUCCUCUCGCUCGCCCAGAUAUGAACUGGAGGCAUGAACAAGGCUCGAUUGAGAUGUUUGAGCAUCUAGUUAAUUCUAACGAACUCAAACUUGUCAUGAAAAACUAUGGCCUUGUCCCUGAAGAGGAUAUUACCUUUAUCAAGGAACAAAUUAUGGGCCCACCUGUAACACCAGUCAAAGGUCAUUCGUGGCCGUAUAAAGGGCGUCCUGACAAGAAGAGCUUCCUUUAUGAGAUAGUGGCCAACAAAAGAAAUGGCAUCGAUGUGGACAAAUGGGAUUAUUUUGCAAGGGACUGUCACCAUCUUGGAAUACAAAAUAAUUUUGAUUAUAAGCGCUUUCUUAAGUUUGCCCGCAUCUGUGACGUGGAGGACCCUGACCGUGCCUGUAAGGUGAAGCACAUUUGUACGAGAGAGAAGGAGGCUGGAAAUCUGUACGACAUGUUCCACACACGCAACUGCCUACACCGCAGAGCCUAUCAACACAAGAUCAGCAACCUCAUCGAUAUAAUGAUCACAGAAGCUUUGCUCAAAGCAGACCCCUAUGUGGAGAUUACAGGGACCGCGGGGAAGAAGUUUCAUAUUUCCACAGCCAUUGAUGACAUGGAAGCCUUCACUAAGCUAACAGAUAACAUUUUUCUGGAGAUUUUGUACUCUACUGAUCCAAGGUUGUCUGAGGCACGUAAUAUUUUAAGGAACAUUGAACACCGUAAUCUGUACAAGUACUUGGGUGAGACCCAGCCAAAAGGCGAGAAGAUUAAGAAGUCAGAAUAUCAACAGCUUCCCCAAGAGGUUGCCGACGCCAAACCUGAAAAGCUCCUGGGCUCCGCACUGAAGGCCGAAGAUUUUAUAGUGGAUGUUAUCAAUAUGGAUUAUGGGAUGGAAGACAAGAACCCAAUUGAUCAUGUUCACUUCUAUUGUAAGAGUGACAGCAAGCAAGCAGUCACGAUCUCUAAAGAUCAGGUGUCACAACUGCUGCCACAGAAAUUUGCAGAGCAGCUCAUUCGAGUGUAUUGCAAGAAGAAGGACAGCAAGAGCAUUUACGACGCCGAGCAGCAUUUUGUUCAGUGGUGUGCGCUCAGGGACUUCACCAAGCCACAGGAUGGUGACAUCACAGCUCCACUUAUAACACCUCUGAAGUGGAAUAAAAAUACUUCGUCUCGCCCCCAGGAAGCAUCCAGAGUCAAAACAUGUCUAAAGUUUUAAGUGAAUGCCUGCCAUUGAUUCUUUUCAAAACAUUUUCCGCUCUUCACAAUCAAGUUAGGGCAUAUACCUGUAGCGCCCACUAGUGGUUCUUAUUUUAAUCUAUGCUCAUGCUGAAGUUUCUAUUCAAAACAAAGACUGGUAAUACUAGCAA